Molecule: messenger RNA, 2038 nt
Organism: Ziziphus jujuba (common jujube)
Lineage: Eukaryota; Viridiplantae; Streptophyta; Magnoliopsida; Rosales; Rhamnaceae
Product: protein DEHYDRATION-INDUCED 19 homolog 3
Exons: 5
Coding region: 306-893 (195 amino acids)
Source: RefSeq, a predicted model, not a curated record
UUAUGAAAAAAAAAGAAAAGAAAAAGAGAUUAUAUAAUUUCUCAGCCUAUUAUCGGUGUAAUUCGUCAUCACCAUCGUCGUUCGUCGUCUUCGUCUAUUCUCAGUCCUACCAGCUCCAAACCCUAGCCAAUACUUACGCACACCCUUCUUCCUUUUUCCUUUUCCACGGCUUCCAUAUCGCAUCCCCAAAUUAUAUUUGUUGAGGGGGUUGAUUCUCAAAUUUGAGAUCAGAGGCAAGGGAUUCGGUUUUUUUUUUUUGAGUAAGCCGCCAUCCGAUAUUCGCAUUUUCUAACAAAUAAAGAGUCAUGGAUGGUGAUUCGUGGAGCGCUCGUCUUUCCUCUGCCUCUAGGCGUUAUCAGUCUGCUCUUCAAUCGCGAUCUGAUAUGUUCAUGGGUUUUGAAGAAAUUGACGGGGAUGAUGAUAUAAGGGAGGAGUUUCCGUGCCCAUUCUGCUCUGAGUAUUUUGAUAUUGUUGGAUUGUGCUGCCACAUUGAUGAAGAGCAUCCAGUGGAGGCAAAGAACGGGGUGUGUCCAGUUUGUACAAUGAGGGUGGGGGUUGAUAUGGUUGCACAUAUAACCCUACAACAUGGGAACAUUUUCAAGAUGCAGCGCAAAAGAAAAUCACGGAAAGGUGGAUCUCAUUCAACACUAUCUUUAUUGAGGAAAGAACUGCGGGAAGGGAAUUUACAGUCUCUUUUUGGGGGCUCUUCUUGUAUAGUUUCCUCAUCCAAUGUUGCACCCGAUCCAUUGUUGUCAUCUUUCAUUUUGCCUAUGUCUGAUGAUUAUGUUAGUGUUCAACCUCCUUUUUCAACUGAAACAAGCUCAGUCAAGAAAAGCACAGAUGAGAAUGUAUCACAAAGGGAAGCAUUGGCUCCACUACAAAAGAUACAUUGAAGUGAUCUUAAAUAGUUUUCCUCCUUUCUGUAAUGCAAGGAUCCAAGAGGGGUACUGAAAUUUGGAGAUUUCUGAUGUUGGAAUUAGGGUGGUAAUCUUAGGAUUACCAUUAUCAACCUCUAAUUUGCAAAUUUGCAAAUUUUAGAACACAUUAUGCAAUUUUAUUGUAAUAGUUAAGGUAUGGUCUUUUCCUUCUUUUUGUAGUGCGAGGAAGCAUUGACUUCACUACAAAAGAUACAUUCAAAAGAUUUAAAUAGGGGUUCUGAAAUUUGGUGGUUUCCAAAGUUGGAAUUAGGGUGGGAAUCGUGGCGUUACCAUUGUCCACCUCCAAUUUGCAAAAUUAAGUACAUAUUAUGCAAUUUUAUUGUAAUAGUUCAGGCAUGGUCUCCAUGUUAGGCAAGAUGAAGCUGAAUGGAGUUAAUUUUGUACUAUAAAAAAUUGAUCUAUUAAGGAAUUAUUCUUGUAUUAAAUGCUUUAUGUGGUGUGUUUGUGGCUUGAAUACUUUUCCAGGUGUCUUCAUUUUAUGAUCUUUUUUUGGUAGCCAUUUAGUUGGAUUAGACGCUUGGCAUGGUGCUAGCCAGGCAAGGUGGCCUUAUCAAUUGUGUCUCUCAUUUGGAUAUGAUUAUCAAUAGUUUCAAUAGUAGAGCAUUGAAUAACCUGUGUGUGGAGACAGGAAAGAUUGUGCUCCAAUAUACUCCCGUAUAGGGCAAAAAAAAUCCUUAAGUGGCAUCCUUUUACAUGCAUAAUAACUCCCCUGCCCAUUCAUUUACUUCCUGCAUUGAUGCCCAGAUCACUACAGAAAUUAAAUCGAAUUAGUGUAUCUGGGUUAAUCUAAUCCGAGGUUUAGCUGAAUGCCUUGCCAUCGUAGGAAUUCUUAUUCUGUCUUCUUACCAUGUGGAAGUUUAGGAAAGGGAGUCUUGUUGGGGACCGCCCCCCGGGGGGGCGGGGGGGGGGGAGGAGGGCGGGCGGGGAGGUUGCAUUUGAUGGGAUUGUUAAGUUACAGUAGACAGAAAGCAUACUAAGCAGACACGGAUAUACAUGCAUCAUGAUGUGAUGUGACAGAUUGACCAUCUAUUAAAUUCCUUUUUUUUUUUUUUUUUUGUGUGUAAAUUGUGAAACCAUAUGUAAGACUGACGACCACCUCU